CAGAGCUGGGAGUUUAUUGGAGCUUGUAAAUUUCUCAGGCCGUUUUAUUUCCUGGAGAACCAAAUUUAGCACAGUGCACGCCGCACCUGAGGGCGGAUUCUCCCAGGCCGGCCCAAGCCAGGACAGGGAACCAGGGGCUUGUUAUUCAGCGAAUCACAACAGAGUGAACUCGAUCCUGUGCUUCGGCCGGGCUCACCUGCCUGCGUCCAGCCCCGCGCCCUGGGCCUGAGUCUGAGUCUGGGUCUGGUCCCGCGCAACGAGUCCGCAGAGGCGACCAUGGACGCCGCCGGCCGCACCCGGGGCCACGGGGCCACGGCGAGGGGACUGCUGCUCCGGGCGGCUGCGGCCGCCAAGGGGCUCAGGGAAGACCUGAGGGGCGCGACCGCCCUGCCUUGGAGGGGCCGGUCCCGCAUCCCGAAGCGAAGGGGCCGGUCCCGCAUCCCGAAGCGAGAGGGGCUUGGAGAGGAGGACCCGGCAGUUGCCGGACACGAGCUCCUACUGCCAAAUGAAAGAAGCUUUCAGAAUGCUGCUAAAAGCAAUAAUUUGGAUCUUACGGAGAAGCUGUUUGAAAAGAAGGUUAACAUUAAUGCUGUGAACAAUAUGAACCGCACAGCCCUGCAUUUUGCAGUGGGGAGAAAUCAUUUAUCUGCAGUGGAUUUCUUGCUUAAACACAAGGCCAGGGUGGAUGUUGCUGAUAAGCACGGCUUGACAGUAAUUCACCUUGCAGCCUGGUCUGGGAGCCUUGAGAUCAUGCUCAUGCUGGUUAAAGCUGGAGCAGAUCAGAGAGCUAAGAAUCAGGAUAGAAUGAACGCCCUCCACUUUGCCGCUCAGAGCAAUCAUGUGCGCAUCGUGGAGUAUCUCAUUCAAGAGCUGCACCUCAAGGACCUGAACCAGCCUGAUGGGAAAGGAAGAAAAACAUUUCUUUUGGCAGCUGAGAGGGGCCAUGUUGAAAUGAUAGAAAAACUUACCUUCCUAAACCUGCAUACUUCAGAAAAGGACAAGGAGGGAAACACUGCCCUGCACCUCGCUACGAAGCGUGGUCACAGUCCUGCAGUGCGGGUGCUGCUAACCCAGUGGCAAGACAUAAAUGAGAUGAAUGAGAGUGGAGAAGCACCAUUCUUUCUGACUGUUGAAGGAGGUCAUGAGGAGUGCAGUAAAGUGCUGCUGGCAGCAGGAAGUGACAUCAACUUUCCAAAUAAACUCAAUAUCAGUAGUUUGCAGAUAGCGACCAGGAAUGGCCAUGCAUCCCUUGUUAACUUUCUUCUCCGUGAGAACGUUGAUCUGCACCCGAAAGUGGAACCUAAGGAGUCCCCUCUUCAUUUUUCUGUUAUCAACAACCACAUCAUGGUUGUAAACAGCGUAUUAAGUGCACAGCAAGAUAUUGACGUCUUAAAUCAGAGGCAGCAAACCCCUCUGCAUGUAGCUGCUGAUCGAGGAAAUGUGGAACUGGUAGAAACCCUGCUGAAGGCAGGCUGUGACUUGAAGGCUGUUGACAAGCAAGGAAAGACUGCCCUGGCUGUGGCCUCCAACAACCAUAGCCUCGUGGUGGACAUGCUCAUUAAAGCAGAGAGAUACUACGCCUGGAGAGAGGAGGAUCACGAGAGUAUCAGGGACCCAUCGACAGGCUUUACUCUGACAUUCAAGCAAGAUCAUAGUUUGGAGACCAGACAUAUUCACACACUCCUUUGGGACCUGGCUUAUCGUCAGCUGAAGGCCAAUGAGUGGCAGAGGCUGGCCCGUUCAUGGAACUUUACAGAUGACCAGAUUAGAGCCAUAGAGGAGCAGUGGUCGGGAAAUGAAAGCUUCCGUUAACAUGGCCACAGGGCUCUACUUAUCUGGCUACAUGGGACCCUGACGACUCAGGCUGAUCCGGCCAAGCACCUGUAGGAAGAGCUGGUAUGCGCAGGUUUCCCCAAACUAGCUGAAAAGACUCGUCAUUUCAAAAGCAAAACUGACUCAAACUCCAAGAAAUGUGUAGUUUCAUAAAUGCCUAAAGAAAUUGUAUUUACAUGAUUUUCCACUCAGCAUUCAGUUCUUUUAAUGCCAUAAAUUUCUUCCAGCAGUAGGCAGUAGCAUUGAUUUCCAGCUCUGGUGAUGGCGGUGAUAGGGUACUCUAACAGAUGAAAGAAGAGUAAUACCAUGAUACUUUUCAACCACUGAAAAGUCAAACAGUUUUUUUUGUUGAGGGCAAGUUGUAUAUGAUUUUCCCAUUUCUGUCAUUUGAUGGAACUCAUGUAAUAAGAUAAUCUAGGAGGGUUUUGCUGUCUUUUUUUUUUUUUUUUUAAACUCAUGGAAGCAGCAUCAUGGUACAGCAAAAAACCAAUGGUUUUUAC
Molecule: messenger RNA, 2333 nt
Organism: Sapajus apella (tufted capuchin)
Lineage: Eukaryota; Metazoa; Chordata; Mammalia; Primates; Cebidae
Gene: ANKDD1B
Product: ankyrin repeat and death domain containing 1B
Molecular function (GO): protein binding
Source: RefSeq, a predicted model, not a curated record